UGAUCUGCAUCAUCAUUUUUAUUUGUACAAACUUCAGACCCGGUGAUGCCAGAAAUUCACAAGAACAUCAGUUUUAUGGUUCAGACGUCUGAAGUGAUCCUGAGAGGAGCCUCUGUGUGAGGAGAGACGACAGAGCUGCACAUCUCAGUUACAAGAAGAGAAGCUAUAAAGCUGAUCAUGUUCACAGCAGUGUUUAAUUUCUGCAUUUCUCUUUCUGUUUUCAGGUGAUGUCGUCGUUAAAUCCCUUAAUCUCAGUGAGAUGACGUCUUCAGCCCCAGAAAACUUUGAUCCUGGAGUUUAAAAUGAAGUUCAGAAGAAAUCCUCGGUUCACGGCUUCAUUGCUGAUUUUUAUGAUGAAUAUAUUCGUAAGUCGAACCUUCACCUGCCGUCGGACAGAAUAUGUGUUUGGAGACGAGUGCUGUCCCAUGUGUCCCAUCGGGACUCGAGUUAAAACAGACUGUGUGUCCUGUCAGCCGUGCAGAGAGGGGACUUUCAUGAAUAAAAUGAACGGAUUCAAACUUUGUUUUCCCUGCAGAGAAUGUGGAGCAGGUUCUGCUCUGAAGAUGAAGACGUCGUGUACGAUACGAUCAGACACAGUUUGUGAACCUCUGGAAGGAUUUUACUGCUCAGAGUUUACAGUGUACGACUGUUUUGAAGCAAAGAAACACAGACGCUGUGAACCAGGAGAAUACAUCAGUCAGAGAGGAACUUCCUCCACAGACACCGUGUGCUCGACCUGCUCUGAUGGAACUUUUUCAGACGGGACGUUUACAUCUUGUCAGAAUCACAAACAAUGUGAAUCAGAGAAUCGAGAGCUGCUGAGAGCAGGAACUAAGACAGAGGACGCUCAGUGUGGAGAUAUACCAUCAGACAGGACUGGACUGAUAGUCGGUGUUGUUGUUGUGGUUCAUUUAGCUCUCGUGCUUGUAUUAACAGCGUGGUGUUACAGAAAGAAGAUAAAAAGUUGUCUAAACAGAAAAAAAAGUUCAGCAGAAGCUCAUCAGACGGUAUGUUUUACAUCUCUUUACUCUCAAUCAGCUUCACAGUUAGAUCAUUAAAUGUUGCUCACUUUCAAUUUUUACUUUUAAAGAAACCAGUGAAUCCAGAAGACAAGACAAUGGAAUGGUUGAUGUUUAGAGAAAAAGAAGAUCAGGUGAGACUGCAGAGAUUUUCAGCUCAAUGAUCGCUAACACAUUCAGAUAAAUCAUAAGUUACAAAAGUUCAAGUUUUAAUGUAAAUCUUUUCUCUCCUCAGGGUGUUUCAGACCUUCCCUAAACAUGCAGACAUUUCUCUGAGCCCUGCAGAAUAAAUGUUCUCCAGGAUCCAGGUAUUAUUAUCCUGCUGGAUUCUGGGACAUUAUCUCUUCAGAGUUCAGAAAAAACCUCAGUCCAAGCUAACAAAGUUAGAACCAAAUCUUAAGUCAACUGUACAGAAAACGAGGAAGACUGGCAGACAUUGAGUUUUAUUAAUGCUUUUUAUAAAAACUGUUUGUUUUUCUGUAUCUGUUUUAAAAUUCCUUUUCUGCUCGAUAAGAACGAACACCUCACCGAGUGUUUCAGCUCAGUUCAUUUCCUGAGUUUAAAAAAACUGAACUUUGUUCAUAAAGUAUGAAAAU
Labrus mixtus (cuckoo wrasse) is the source of this 1615-nucleotide messenger RNA. RefSeq names its product tumor necrosis factor receptor superfamily member 14-like. Gene Ontology annotation, molecular function: protein binding. The transcript is spliced from 7 exons. Lineage: Eukaryota; Metazoa; Chordata; Actinopteri; Labriformes; Labridae. Bases 303 to 1058 code for a protein of 251 amino acids. Gene Ontology annotation, biological process: negative regulation of alpha-beta T cell proliferation; positive regulation of peptidyl-tyrosine phosphorylation; defense response to Gram-negative bacterium. Gene Ontology annotation, cellular component: external side of plasma membrane. The record is from RefSeq and is a predicted model, not a curated record.